AUGAUUGAAGCAGACGAGGCUCGAUCAUUGGACGGGGUGUUUGGUCAGACUCCGUUAUGUGUUCUAUCCGAAAACAAGUGGUACCUUUGUCCUGAAAUUCCAAUCAUCCAGGAUGUGAGAAGAGGCGGAUUCCUUGUAUGGUUGAGCGUGCAUCGGUUCGUUUACUUCAAACAGACAGAGCUGUAUAACUACUACUCCUUGUGUAAAGAGUUCCUGCAGUUUUCGUCAUGCCAAGCUAAAGAGGUGCUGAAGUGGACAUCUGCAGACCAGUGGCUGCUGAAGAGAUGCCUGGGCAGUGUGAGAGGGAUGAGACGCUUCUGUUCUUUUGUCAAAGGCACUCGUGGAGAGGAGUUGGUGACGUUCUUUGUGAAAGUGGAGCGUCUCCUGCAGAUACACUGGCAGCAGGAUGGGAGCCAGAGGAACCGCUACCAGGCCCUGCUUACUGUCAUCAAAGCUGUCCACCUCACUGAGGGCUCCAGCAUCAUGACCACCUGUCGCAUCUCCUCAGGGCUUAGCCUACUGUUUAUGUACAGUUGA
Salmo salar (Atlantic salmon) is the source of this 537-nucleotide messenger RNA. The record is from RefSeq and is a predicted model, not a curated record. Lineage: Eukaryota; Metazoa; Chordata; Actinopteri; Salmoniformes; Salmonidae.